AACUAAACCACAGAUAAGUAACAAAAGAUGGCAGCACACGGUCCUCCGUUAAACAUCUGGGCUAUUGGGGCCAUGUCCUCUGUUUUGAUCAUUUACGUUGGUCUUAAAGCACCUUUAAAAUAUAAAUGGGCUAAAGAGAGAAGACUUAGUCCAAAAGCUGAUUUAGCUUGGAGAAAUGCUGCUGAUAAAUGGCUUGUUAAUAAUCAAUAAGUUAUUUGCAUUUAAUUUUAUUUAUUUAUACUUUAAUGUACAUUUAUUAAGUCU
Molecule: messenger RNA, 264 nt
Organism: Hyphopichia burtonii NRRL Y-1933
Lineage: Eukaryota; Fungi; Ascomycota; Pichiomycetes; Serinales; Debaryomycetaceae
Exons: 1
Coding region: 28-210 (60 amino acids)
Source: RefSeq, a predicted model, not a curated record